AUGUGGUAUUUCAAAACAUUUGGGUUCAAGUUUUUCACAGCAGCAUCCGUGUACUGUAGUGUACAUUCUCUUGGAUCUGAUUUGAAAAUCCAACACUGGAACUACAACUGGGAUAAGUCACAUGGUAUACACGAUAAUUCCAAGUUCGAAUUAAAACCAGAUACACUUAACGUAGUAAAACAUCAGCAACCUUAUCAUAAAUUAAUUAUUUUUAUACGUCAUGGACAGUAUCAUUUGAAUAGAAAGAAAUCAGAGGAAAAGGUCCUCACCGAUAUUGGUUGGCGACAAGCUUAUGCUGCAGGUUGUCGACUUAGGGAAAUGGGAAUUAAAAUUGAUCGGAUUAUACACUCAGAUUUAAUCCGUGCUCGACAAACUACAGCUGCUGUUCUAAUUGGCUUACAAAAUAAUGUUGACGAUCUGUUUGAUUCACCAGAAAUUGUUCAACUUGUUAUACCAUAUUCAUCCGAGUUAGAUGAUCCUAAAUCAUACCCUUUUACACAAAAAUCUAACCAAAAAAAUACAAUUUCAAAGUCUAAAUCAAAUUCUUCAGUGAAAAUGCCAAUGAUUGACAAUCCAUAUACGCCUUAUGCGAGUGCUACGUUCGAUUGUCAACUAUCACGUUAUCUUACUGAGGGUCCACCUCCUGUUGCUCCUGUUCCACCAACAUCAUCUACAAAAAAAUCUGAUACUAUUCGUUCAAUAGAAGGUAUUCGUAUUGAUGAUGGAUUUCAAAUACAUUUACAUGGUAAACCAAUUACAAAACAAGGUAUUAUUGCAUAUAAUGGUCCAUUAUAUUGUCCUAAUAAAUGUUGUUCUUUGUUAAAAACUAAUCAUAUUAUAAAUAUGAUUAUAAAAUGUCAUUGUCCAUGUCAUCGUAUUAUAGAAUAUAAACCAAUUGAAACAAUUGUAUUUAUUGGUCAUGCUAAUGUAUUUCGUUAUUGGAUUUGUAAAUUAUUACAAUUACCAAUUGAAGGUUGGUUACGUUUAAGUUUAGGACAUGGUAGUAUUAGUACAUUAAUCAUUACAAAUGAUGAAUUUAUACUUAAUUCUAAUAAAGAUAAUAAUAGGGAUGAUAAUGAUAAAGUGAAAUAUACAAAAAAUUUGAAAUAUGGUUCAAUAGUAACACUUAAUCGUCUUGGAGAUGUUGGUCAUUUACCACCGGAAUUAUUAACACAAUAA
Messenger RNA from Schistosoma spindalis, 1179 nucleotides. The record is from the annotation of a GenBank genome assembly. NCBI's taxonomy places the organism in Eukaryota, Metazoa, Platyhelminthes, Trematoda, Strigeidida, Schistosomatidae.